Molecule: messenger RNA, 6056 nt
Organism: Oncorhynchus kisutch (coho salmon)
Lineage: Eukaryota; Metazoa; Chordata; Actinopteri; Salmoniformes; Salmonidae
Product: polypeptide N-acetylgalactosaminyltransferase 13-like
Exons: 12
Coding region: 594-2264 (556 amino acids)
Biological process (GO): protein O-linked glycosylation
Cellular component (GO): Golgi apparatus
Molecular function (GO): polypeptide N-acetylgalactosaminyltransferase activity
Source: RefSeq, a predicted model, not a curated record
GAAUAAAAAGGACUAUUGCCUCUAUAGUUUUCAUGGUAGAUUGCACCAGAACGUAUCGCCUGUCCGUUACCCCGUUAUACAUUAUUCUUUCCGAGAACAGGUGGAUACAAAGACAUAUCAUUUUGCGCUGCAUAGAAUGUUAGAGAUUACAGGGGAACUUGUUUAGGCUACAAUAUAUCGGUAGUCUACGCGUCGCGUCGGGGGGACUGCGGUACAUCUGAAGACGGACUAGCAAAGACUGUCAAGCAAGGAAGAUUGCCAACCAGCAACAUCAUCGGGACGUAAAAUUAUGCUCUUCAUUCAGAUACAGGUUUCCCGUCUGCGGAACAUUUGGAUUGAUAGUUUGAUUUACCAUUUCAACCAUUCAAAAAUGAUUAGUGAAUUACAUUAGUGCUGUUAACCCAAUGCAACACGUUGCUGGCAAGCGAGACAUCAUUGUGCCAUUAAUUGAUUACAAUAAGGCAUAUUUUCUUGGGAUGACAUCCCGGUGUGUCUCCCCUCCGUUACCUUGUUUAGUCUCCAGAGUUCCUGCUUUCUGUCAGGGGCCAGCCUGCUGAUUCCUCUCUGCCGCCACGACACGUCACGGGGGGCCGAUGCGGCGUUUCGUAUACUGUAAGGUGGUGCUCACCACCUCGCUUGUCUGGGUGCUGGUGGAUGUCUUCCUGCUGCUCUACUUCAGUGAAUGUAACAAAUGUGACGACAGGAAGGACCACUCGCUGCUGCCUGCUCUCAGAGCAGUCAUGUCGCGAGCCCACGAGGGCCCAGGGGAGAUGGGGAAAGCGGUGGUUAUCGCAAAGGACGAGCAGGAGAAAAUGAAGGAGCUCUUUAAGAUUAACCAGUUCAAUCUGAUGGCCAGCGACAUGAUUGCUCUCAACAGGAGUCUGCCGGACGUGAGACUGGACGGUUGCAAGACGAAGGUGUACGCGGACGAUCUCCCCGACACCAGCAUAGUGAUCGUGUUCCACAACGAAGCGUGGAGCACCCUGCUCCGCACCGUCCACAGUGUCAUCAACCGCUCGCCACGGCACCUGCUGCAGGAGAUCCUGCUGGUGGACGACGCCAGUGAGAGAGACUUUUUGGGAAAGAAGCUGGAGAACUAUGCUCGUACCCUGGAGGUUCCCGUGCGGGUCCUGCGGAUGGAGCAGCGAACGGGGCUGAUCCGGGCCAGGCUAAGAGGGGCAGCUGCCACACGGGGACAGGUCAUCACCUUCCUGGACGCCCACUGUGAAUGCACAGUGGGCUGGCUGGAGCCUCUGCUGGCCAGGAUCAAAGAGGACCGGAGAUCUGUGGUAUGUCCUAUAAUCGAUGUGAUCAGCGACGAGACGUUUGAAUACAUGGCAGGCUCAGACAUGACCUACGGAGGAUUCAACUGGAAGCUGAAUUUCCGUUGGUACCCCGUGCCUCAGAGAGAAAUGGACAGGCGCAAAGGGGACAGGACAUUACCACUCAGAACCCCUACUAUGGCUGGAGGGUUAUUCUCUAUUGACCGGACAUAUUUUGAUGAAAUUGGCACGUACGAUCCAGGGAUGGACAUUUGGGGCGGAGAGAACUUGGAGAUGUCUUUCAGGAUCUGGCAGUGUGGCGGCUCGCUGGAGAUUAUAACAUGUUCCCACGUGGGUCAUGUGUUCCGGAAGGCCACCCCAUACAGCUUCCCUGGGGGCACUGGCCAAGUCAUCAACAAGAACAACAGGCGAUUGGCCGAGGUGUGGAUGGACGGCUUCAAAGACUUCUUCUACAUCAUAUCACCAGGUGUGGCCCGGGUAGACUAUGGAGACGUGUCCUCUCGUAAGGCCCUGCGUGAAGCUCUGCAGUGCAAACCCUUCUCCUGGUACCUGGAGAACAUCUACCCCGACUCUCAGAUCCCCCGGAGAUACUACUCACUUGGUGAAAUCAGAAAUGUUGAAACAAACCAGUGUGUGGACAACAUGGGCAGAAAGGAGAACGAGAAGGUUGGCUUCUUCAACUGCCAUGGCAUGGGUGGGAAUCAGGUGUUCUCGUACACGGCUGAUAAGGAGAUCCGGACAGAUGACCUGUGUCUGGACGUGUCUCGCCCCCAUGGCCCUGUGGUCAUGCUGAAGUGUCAUCAAAUGAAGGGGAAUCAGAUGUUUGCGUAUGACGCAGAGCGGCUGACCCUGCUGCACGUCAACAGUAACCAGUGUCUGGACAUGCCUACUGAGGAGGACAAGAUGGUGCCCACCCUGAGAGACUGCACAGGCAGCCGCUCCCAGCAGUGGUUCCUCCGCAACAUGACACUGACGCUCUGAUCUGACGAGGAGCAGGACCUCCACCUUCACUCACCACCACCCUGGCCAGUUUCGCCCCCACCUGAACCACCGACACACUUCGCUCCCGCUGGCCACUACCUUUGCCUCGCUCCACCAGGUAUUUUUUUUUUUAAAUCAUGCACACGCUCCUGCCUCCUUCAACACUCGCAGGUGGGGAAGAAGCAGUCAGGUAGCAGGGUUUUUUUGUGUUUUUUUUUCCCACAGGGCUUCGGAGGCUUGGCAAGGGCGUUAUCUGUGAUUCUAAUCCCCUCAUUCAAUCAAUAUUACACACUGUGGCUGGCAAGAGGUUGGCGUGCACACUCUCAGCCAGACAAUAUCUGUAUGGUUGACUCAUAUGAACGGGUCUGAGGUGACGGUAACUCACACUUUUACAUAUGGAGGAAGCUGGAAUCAGAGUGACUAUCGCACUGACGGUACCGUAUAUGUCAGAUGGCUCUCAAACCUGGUCGUGUGUGCGUUGUACAGCAGCAGCGCCGAUAGCAGGACACCAUUUGUACGUCCGUGGGGUCUCGCAGACUAUGUACUCUGGCUCUGAACACAAGUGUGUGUUUAAAGUGUAGCCCUGAAAAGAGAUGAUUCUGUUCAGACAUUGUACACCUCCCCCAAUUCACAUCUAUGUUGGAGCCACGUGUACAUCUGAGGGUGAAGGGUAAGGGUUGUUGAUGGGUACAUAUCAAGAGGCUGACAAAACGCAAAACAUUAGAGGUCAUAUAGAACUCGUGCAUGGAGGCAUAUAGCUGUCAAAUCUAAUUUACCAUUAUCCAAUUUGCAUAAUGCUCAAUGGCAUAAAGGUUUGCACUGUCCCUUUGUAUUACAGGAAAUAGAUAUGUCAUGUCAUAACACUGUUUCAAAACACAACUGUAUAUCUGAGGCCAAAGUUACUUGGAUUGAUACGGUAUGCCUUAAGAGAAAUAGUCAAUUAUUGAAUGGGUCAAGGAAUGUAGAGAAAGGAAAAAAUCUUGACACGCUUUGCCUCAAAGUCAACCGGAGUAGUUGUCACAGAAUGCAGUUGUUUGUUGAAAUUGUUUCUACUGCACUGUAGCACGGUCCGCUCCCCAAACAUUGGAUUAUUGAAUGUGUCGUUUAUUUUGGAUACGUUUGUCUACUUGAAGGUUCCCUUAUUCUACUUUAUACAUUAUGUCCAUCACUUUCAUUACAAGAGUUGACUUAUCAUUUGCACGGUUCAUUAUAACAUAUCAUUUGCACGGUUCAUUAUAACAUAUCAUUUGCACGGUUCAUUAUAACAUAUCAUUUGCACGGUUCAUUAUAACAUAUCAUUUGCACUGUUCAUUAUAACAUAUCAUUUGCUCGGUUCAUUAUAACAUAUCAUUUGCCCGGUUCAUUAUAACAUAUCAUUUGCCCGGUUCAUUAUAACAUAUCAUUUGCACGGUUCAUUAUAACAUAUCAUUUGCACGGUUCAUUAUAACAUAUCAUUUGCACGGUUCAUUAUAACAUAUCAUUUGCACGGUUCAUUAUAACAUAUCAUUUGCACGGUUCAUUAUAACAUAUCAUUUGCACGGUUCAUUAUAACAUAUCAUUUGCACGGUUCAUUAUAACAUAUCAUUUGCACGGUUCAUUAUAACAUAUCAUUUGCACGGUUCAUUAUAACAUAUCAUUUGCACGGUUCAUUAUAACAUAUCAUUUGCCCGAUCUAAACAUAAAGCAAAAAUGAUCUGUCGACAUAAAAAGGUUGCGAGUGCAUUUACAAUGUCGGUUUGAAUAUCAAGUUUCUUGUUUAUUUAAUUAAGCUAUUGUGAAGUCUAAAAGCUCCCCGAAACAUCUCAGCAUUAGUGAAUCGAUCAAUAUGAACAAAGGCAACAGUAUAAUGAGACUAAACAAAACUCAUUGUGUUUUACCACUUUACUGUGCCAUUUUGAUCGUCAGUCAAACGAUGCGUCCUGAAUCGUACCCUGUUGUACUAUUUUUGAGCAGGUCUCAUAGUAGGCUCUGGUCUAAAAGUAGUGCUCUAUGUAGGUAAUAGGGGACCAUUUGGGAUGCAUGAAAACAUUUCUUGAUAUGAUCAACAUUUUUAGAAAACGGAUCAACUAUGUUUUUCAAUGGAUUGUCAAACCGGACCCGCUGACAUCCGGUGGUGUAAAUAAAUAACGGCCAUCAUCAUGUUUUCGUCGUCACAGUGACUGUACAUACAGAACCAAUUAUUUUUCUAAGACUCUGUGAAACUUGAAAGCCCCGUUGAAAUGUAGAGCGUGGCAUGGUUAUGUAAUUGAAUCCAUUGCCUGUGCGCUGUUCAGAAAUACCAAUGGAACUCUGUUAAUGCUUUCUAGGGGUUUUAUGAAAUGUGCAAUGUGUUUUAGAGGUUCAUCAGCAAAAACCCACAAACUACCUAAUGGACAUUACUGUACUAAAACAGAUUCAAACUAUCUCAAUGCUUGAACACUGUCAUAUCUAUGCCUACUGUUUGUUUGGCAUUCAGACUCAAAUGAAAUGAACUCUGUUUUACGUUCAUAUAUAUUUCUCGUUUAGUUUCACCUAGAUUAUCUUUAGGUGUAGGGUGAAGUUGCCCCUAGACUCAUAUCCCCCCACUAAUAGUUAAGGUUGGGAUUGGGGAAGAGGAAGCUGAUCCUAGAUCUGUUCCGACAGUAGGGGAAACUUCACCCCGUAGCUUAUCUUGACAUGCAUGGUACUACAAUAGGAAUGUACUAUAGAUUGUGUUUUGAAUUUUGAACUGUUACCCUGUACAUGUAUUGGUCUAAGCUGAUGUAUGUUACCUGUUUGUAAAUUUUUGUAAAAACCACCCCAAAAAAAAGAAGAAGAAAUGAAAAACAGUUAUCUUGAUGGAAUCUGCCAUGUGUCUGAUUACUGGGGGAUGAUACGAACCAAUGAAACGGUGAACGACAAAAUCGAAUAAAUCUGUUGUUGAUUAAACGUUUCUGUUGAAGCUUUUAGGGCCCCUCCCCCGUGUCUCCCGUCUCCUCCUUAGCUCUAGGGAUGCGUCCCAAAUGGCAUCCUGUUUUCUAUAUGCUGCACUACUUUUGACCAGGGCCCAUCGGACUCUAGGUCCCUGGUCAGAAGUAGUGCUCUAUAGAGGGAAUAGGGUGCCAUUUGGGACUCAGCCUUAGUAUCUACUAGGAGCCUGGUGGGCGCUUUAACCAUGGCUCAAUAAUACGCUCAUUAUAGUUGCUAGGUCAGGUCUAGAGUUAGCCUAUGGAGAAGGUCCAGUAUAAACUGGGGCCGGGUUUCAAUCUGAUUGCCCUUUGUCGACAAUUCGUCCUUUAAAGGCAAUGUUCCCGCUUUCGCGGAGACCACAUUCACGGUAAACGCUGCAUAAAAAAAAUAUAUAUAUGUAUUUUCCUUCUAGCACUGACUUUGAUAGUAACUACUUUAUUGAGGGAAAAUGUACUUGCUAUGGCUGUGUAUAUGUGGUUGUCUCACCCAGCUAUCUUGAGAUGAAUGCACUAAUUGUAAGUUCGCUGUGGAUAAGAGUGUCUGAUAAAUGACUCUAAUGUAAAUAUGUCGGCGCAAUCUGAAACGGCCUUUUAAAUGGCGCGUUGUCAACAAACCGCGAUCAGAUUGAAUCUCAGUUGAAAAUGGCUUCCAAUAAAGACUCGGUCUAAGGUUGAGGUCUUGACGACAAACGAUUUCACACUAAUUUGGUUUAUGGAGGCCUUACAUUGCUGGAUAACUGUCUCAAAGCGUAUUUGCAUAAUAUUACAUGUAAUGGCAUAACUUAAUUGCUUCACUGUAUAUUUCCCUUUUCCCCACCCACAUCAGAGAAUGGAAGUUUUUUUUAAAUAAAUAUUUGUAAACCUC